CGCGGGAGCCGCCGCCGCCGCCGCGCCCGCCAUGGACGUCCGCCUGUACCCCUCGGCACCCGCGGUGGGCGCGCGGCCCGGGGCCGAGCCGGCCGGCCUGGCGCACCUGGACUACUACCACUGCGGCAAGUUUGAUGGUGACAGUGCCUACGUGGGGAUGAGUGACGGAAACCCAGAGCUCCUGUCAACCAGCCAGACCUAUAACAGCCAGAGUGAGAGCAACGAAGACUAUGAGAUCCCUCCGAUAACACCUCCCAACCUCCCUGAGCCAUCUCUCCUGCACCUGGGGGACCACGAAGCCAGCUACCACUCGCUGUGCCACGGGCUUACACCCAACGGUCUUCUCCCUGCCUACUCCUACCAGGCCAUGGACCUCCCGGCUAUCAUGGUGUCCAAUAUGCUGGCCCAGGACGGCCAUCUGCUCUCAGGCCAGCUGCCCACGAUCCAGGAGAUGGUGCACUCGGAGGUCGCUGCCUAUGACUCAAGCCGGCCGGGACCUCUGCUGGGUCGCCCCGCGAUGCUGGCCAGCCACAUGAGCGCCCUCAGCCAGUCCCAGCUCAUCUCCCAGAUGGGCAUCCGGAGCAGCAUCACCCACAGCUCCCCGUCACCCCCAGGGAGCAAGUCGGCGACCCCCUCUCCCUCCAGCUCCACGCAGGAGGAGGAGUCCGAAGCACAUUUCAAGAUCUCAGGAGAGAAGAGACCCUCUGCAGACCCAGGAAAAAAGGCCAAGAACCCAAAGAAAAAGAAGAAGAAGGACCCCAAUGAGCCACAGAAGCCCGUGUCGGCCUACGCACUCUUCUUCAGAGACACUCAGGCUGCCAUCAAGGGGCAGAACCCCAGUGCCACCUUUGGAGAUGUGUCCAAAAUCGUGGCCUCCAUGUGGGACAGUUUGGGAGAGGAGCAGAAGCAGGCCUACAAGAGGAAGACUGAAGCAGCCAAGAAGGAGUAUCUGAAAGCUCUGGCAGCCUACAGGGCUAGCCUUGUCUCCAAGAGCCCCCCGGACCAAGGCGAGACCAAGAGCACUCAGGCAAACCCCCCCGCCAAGCUGCUGCCCCCCAAGCAGCCCAUGUACCCCAUGCCGGGCCUGGCCUCCUUCCUCACGCCCUCUGACCUGCAGGCCUUUCGGAGCGGGGCCUCUCCCGCCAGCCUCGCCAGGACACUGGGCUCUAAGUCCCUGCUGCCCGGGCUCAGCGCGUCCUCGCCGCCACCGCCUUCCUUCCCGCUCAGUCCCCCCCUGCACCAGCAGCUGCCCCUGCCACCCCACGCACAGGGUGCCCUCCUCAGCCCACCUGUCAGCAUGUCCCCGGCCCCCCAGCCUCCCGUCCUGCCCACACCCAUGGCACUCCAGGUGCAGCUGGCCAUGAGCCCCUCGCCUCCAGGGCCACAGGACUUCCCGCACAUCUCUGAGUUCCCCAGCGGCUCGGGACCCCGCUCACCUGGGCCAUCCAACUCCACGAGCAGCGGGGACUGGGACAGCAGCUACCCCAGCGGGGAGUGUGGCGUCGGCACCUGCAGCCUGCUCCCCAGGGACAAAUCGCUCUACCUCACCUAAUCCCGCCUCCCUCCCCUCCCCGAGGCUGGCUGGAAGGGCAUGUCAGAGCCAGGAGGGCUGCCCACAGCAGAGAGGCCGUGGCAGGAGGCAGGGUGACCGGCCAGCAUAGCAGUGACACACCUCUGCCCUGGGCUGAGUCUCUUCCUCGACCUCCCGCCAGACUCUGCAGAGGCAGCCCGCUGCCCGGCGCCCGCCGGAAGAACCUGCAGGAACCUUCUGCCCGCUGACCUGCUUGCUCCAGGGUAACCGCGGACCCUGCUCCUCGCCCUGCACACAGUCCCCUCUGUCUGGACGUCUGGCCCCAGCCCAAGCUCACUGGGCCACCCUGCCGGGGUCACUGACCAACAGAAACUCGCCCCAAGAUGCGCGGCCAGGGGCCGGCCCAGCCACAGACGCGCAGGUUUUCCAGUGUGAACUAAAGAUUCCGAGCCCCACAAACUGUGGGCUCCGUGUAAGUAGUCAACUAAGUGUUUUAGAACUGUGCUGAAGACAUCUGUAAGAUUAUUUUGUGGGGGAAGAAAAGUAGUUUCCUUUAAGGUACAAAGCGUUUUAUAUGACCCUUAGCGCAUCGUUUUUAAGUUUUCUCUUGAGGGAGACGUGCACACAGCAGCUGGCACAGGGUCUCUCCAUGCGCACCCGAGAACCGGACAACGUCUAGCCCCACCGGGAAGCAUUUCCCCUUUAUUUUUUUGUAAACCAUAUGUCCACCUAUUUAAAAUUGCCAGCAACAAUUUUAUUUCUUUUUGUCUAGCUAUUUAUGAAGAAAACUUGAGAACAAAGUUGCAGUUUAUCCUAACGUGUGCGUGGUUUGGGGUUUGGUUUUGGUUUUGGUUCUUGGCGUCGUUUGCAGCUGUAUCCUGGCCCGGCAAAUGUCUGUCUUGGUGCCCAGUCCUUCUCUCAAACUCUCUUUAUAAUAAAACUUCUGAAAAGUUGCAGAAAA
Molecule: messenger RNA, 2492 nt
Organism: Marmota flaviventris (yellow-bellied marmot)
Lineage: Eukaryota; Metazoa; Chordata; Mammalia; Rodentia; Sciuridae
Gene: Tox2
Product: TOX high mobility group box family member 2
Biological process (GO): regulation of transcription by RNA polymerase II
Cellular component (GO): nucleus
Molecular function (GO): chromatin DNA binding
Source: RefSeq, a predicted model, not a curated record